AAUGCGGUGGCCCCUGGGGCCGUGGUGGUUGAUGCUCUGGCUGCCGCCUUUGGCCACAGUGCCCGCAGGCGCAGUGCGCGGGGAGGAAGCGGUCGAGGCAGCGUUGUCAGUUCCAAUGUGCAAAGCUUUGAAGGAAAUGGAUUUUAUUAAAUCUUCUGAAUCAUAUUGUUACUGCUACAAUCAAAAUUCCCAAAUGGAAUGGAAGUGGAAAUACAUAUGGUCAACUGUGCAGGUGAAAAUUACCAGCUCAGGCCCGCUCAGUAUUGUAUAUAUCACAGAAGGGCAAAAUUGCCAGUAUCCAGAAACCAUUCUCUCUCUUAUCAAAUGUGUGAUUCAUAAAUUUUGGAUACCAAAUGACUCUCAUGAAAUAACCAUAACCAUUGAUUCGUAUGGGGAGAUUGUGUGCUUUGUUGUGAAACCUGUCACAAGUUAUACAAUAUGCGUGAAUCGAAACAUCGUGGACUUCAAACUCCUUCUUGUGUUUGUAGCAGGCAUUUUCCUCUUCUUUUAUGCAAAGACCUUGAGUCAAAGCCCUACUUUCUAUUACUCUUCCGGGACUAUGCUAGGUAUUCUGAUGAUACUUGUCUAUAUCCUGUUGCUGGUGAAAAGGUUUAUCCCUAAGUAUAGCACCUUUGGGGCUUUAAUGGUUGGUUGUUGGUUUGCUUCAGUGUACAUGGUGUACCAAUUCAUGGAAAAUCUGCAGUGGCUGUGGUAUGAAAACAGACUUUAUACAUUAGGCCUUGUCUUCAUAGUUGGGUGUUUCAGCUUUGCUUUUUGUUACAAACAUGGGCCCCCUGUUGAUGAAAGGAGCAUAUGUCUUCUGACGUGGACGCUGCAGCUCCUCUCCCUGUUUCUGAUCUAUUUCGGUGCCACCAUUCCUCAGUUCUCAUAUGCAGUUAUGAUCCUCAUGCUGUUGUCCAGGAAAAUGCACCGUGCAAUGAAAGCAUUCAGUUAUAUGAUGUGGAAAAUGAAGAAAUGGUUUACAUCGGAAAAGAUGACAGUUAAGUAUCUUACUGAAGAUGAAUACAGAGAGCAAGCUGAUGCUGAAACAACCAGAGCUUUGGAGGAACUGCGCCAGGCCUGCCGCAGACCCGACUUCCCGUCAUGGCUGGCCGUCUCCAGACUCCAGGCUCCUAAGAAGUUUGCAGACUUUGUUCUUGGAGGAAGCCACUUGUCACCUGAAGAAAUUAAGCUUCAUGAAGAACAAUACGGUCUUGGGGGUGCCUUUUUGGAAGAGCAGCUCUUUACUCUGGAGACUACCUGACAGUCUAUCUGUACAUUGACUUCAUCUGGACAACAAACUGGGUAAAAACCAAGAAUCCUCUUACAGCUCUAUGGAAGAAUAGCAAAAGCGUUUGCUACGGAGAAAAAUCAAGUCACACGGGAAAGGAGAACUGUGUUGUAUUGAAGAUAACUGAACAUUCUUGGCCAGUUCUGCUAUUUAUUGUAAUGCAGGCCACCAAGAUUCUAUGACUGUUAUUACAACUUCCAUUGAAGGAAGACUUUCAUUAGGAACAAGGGAAUUGUGUUGACCUUCAAGGGGCCAGUGAGCAUGAGCAGGUGCCUUGUCAACACAGGGCAUUAAAUCCCCUCAACCCCCAGAACCUGUGUCAAAAGACUGCAUUGCUCUUCCUAAAUGCUAUCAGUAUAAGUGUUGGCAGAGACCUGAGAUGCUGGAUGUAUAGCCCACUGAUGCUAACAGGUGUUAGGAAAGGGAUUCUUGAGGUCAACUAAGGUUGAUACAAAGUUAUACAAAAGCACUGCAGGACUUCUCAGAACCUUUAAUAAUGCUAAUGCACACUGAAGCUCCUAAAGAGGAAAUGUGUGUAGCAGUUUCCAUUUUUCAGGAGAUUGAUACUCCUUGGUACACAUGUUUAGAAAAUGCUAAUGAAGGAAGAACUGAGGUUCGGGAAGGUUAAACAACAUGUUGAAGGCCACAAAGCUAUUUCAAGGCGGCACUGGAACUAGAGCUUCAGCCCAGGCGUUUUCUAUGACUCAGGUAGGAAAGACCUUUAAAAGGCAAGCCAAGAGGUCAACUCGCUACAGCCUUGUGUCUCACAGUAUUGGUCACUUUUAUUUUUUAAUAAUGGCCAACU
Pteronotus mesoamericanus is the source of this 2096-nucleotide messenger RNA. RefSeq names its product nuclear envelope integral membrane protein 2 (gene NEMP2). The transcript is spliced from 9 exons. NCBI's taxonomy places the organism in Eukaryota, Metazoa, Chordata, Mammalia, Chiroptera, Mormoopidae. Gene Ontology annotation, cellular component: nuclear envelope. The coding region runs from base 2 to 1264 and encodes 420 amino acids. The record is from RefSeq and is a predicted model, not a curated record.